Messenger RNA from Psylliodes chrysocephalus, 1117 nucleotides. NCBI's taxonomy places the organism in Eukaryota, Metazoa, Arthropoda, Insecta, Coleoptera, Chrysomelidae. The record is from the annotation of a GenBank genome assembly.
UGACAGUUGACAGAUUAGUAAUUGAAAUGUCAAAAUAUAUCAACAAAGAUGUCAAUUUAUUAAAAUUAAUUUAUUUUAUAGUUUAAAAGAGUAAAAGCAAGAUAAUUGAUAACAAUGUCCGCUCCAGAAGAAAGCUCGGCUUUCCAGGAAAAGCCGGAAGAAAUUAAAUUCAAACGAAAACCUCGCAAACAAUUCAGAAAACCCAUCAAAGAUGAGGACAGCGAUGAAGAAGACCACAUACAAGUUAGUUCAAAAUUACAGGAAAUGAGAGAAAUACAGAAACUUAGAGAGCGGCCAAACGGUGUGAAUAUCGUCGGUUUAGCUUUGGGUACAAGAAUGCCACCGGAUACAGAUUUAAAAGACAGUUACAACAAAGAUAUCGGUGGCUUAGUGUCUUUAAAAGCAUUAUCUAGUGGUAAAAUUAACCAAGUAGACGACGCUUACGAUACAGGAAUAGGAACGCAGUUUUCAGUUGAAACCAAUAAACGAGACGAGGAUGAAGAAAUGAUGAAGUUUAUAGAAGUGGAAUUAUCUAAACGAAAAGGUAAAGAAAAACAAGAUAAUUUUCACGGUGACACCAAGAAAUAUCACACUCCUGAAGAAAUCGCUCUCCAAUCUGUACCUGAACACUUGAGAGAAUCGUCGAAAAAGCAAUCUGAAGAAAUGUUAUCAAAUCAAAUGUUAAGUGGCAUACCUGAGGUAGAUUUGGGCAUAGAAGCUAAAAUAAGAAAUAUCGAAGCUACAGAGGAAGCCAAACUUAGGUUACUUUGGCAAAAUCAAAAUAAAAAAGAUGGCCCCUCUCAAUUUGUACCAUCUAACAUGGCUGUGAAUUUUGUACAGCACAAUAGAUUCAAUAUUGGACGUGAAGAGGUGCUGGCAAAAAAGGCUAAAGUUGAAGAUAAGCCUAAAAAGAAGGACGAGAAAGCUACUGAUGAUUAUCAUUAUGAGAGAUUUAAGAAACAAUUCAAGAGGUAGCAGUAGAAUAUCACAAGUAUAACCAUGCUUGUUUUCAUACAGUGAAGAUAUCUAUCUGGAAAUGUCUAAAAUUAUUAGACAUACUGGCAUUUGAAUUAUAAUACAUGUAAUUAAAAAUUAAUUUAAAUUAAAAAUAUACUAC